Molecule: messenger RNA, 1023 nt
Organism: Coccomyxa subellipsoidea C-169
Lineage: Eukaryota; Viridiplantae; Chlorophyta; Trebouxiophyceae; Coccomyxaceae
Product: alpha/beta-hydrolase
Exons: 6
Coding region: 1-1023 (340 amino acids)
Source: RefSeq, a predicted model, not a curated record
AUGAUUGCUGUGGAUGAAGCCAGCAGCUUGGCAUCCCUGGUCACGUCCACUGACGACCCAGCGGCAAGGGACUGCAAAAACUACCGCGCGGUGGCGCAGAACCUGAAUGUCAGAUUUCUUGGGCCGGAGCGCUCGGCAGCGGUGGGACCUGUCUAUGUCGCGUACCGCCGCUUCGGUCCUCUUGAUCUGCUCGCGCCGCUGACAGGCCUGCAGCGGCCGCUGGUGCUAGUGAUCGGCAUCGGCUGCACGAUGAGCGACUGGACGCCGCGGCUGCUGCGCGCUCUGGCGGCCGACCGGGAGGUCAUAAUCUUUGACAACGCCGGAAUAGGCGCCUCCACCAUCGCGUCAGACGGCAUUCCUGCUGCAGCCGACUACUUCCGCUUCCAGGCGCAGACCGUGGCCGGCCUCAUAGCCGCAAUUGGUCUCAGCCAGCCGGACAUCCUGGGCUGGUCCCUGGGCGCCAAGGUGGCGCUGCACGUGGCGGUCUACCACGGAGAUGCCGUGCGCAAAGUGAUCUCGGCGGCCGGCUCGGCGGGCGGAACCGGCUCCUCGACGGCGGUGAUCGACGCGGUGAGCCACAUGAGCGUUGCUGCCCGGCUGGGCAGGGCGGGCGCGCUGCUGGAGCGACCCAACAACAUCCGCGCCGAGAAGGCUGUCAUGCCAGUGGAUGUACCAGAGGUGAGUGAGAUCAGGGCACAGGUGGCUGCUGAGGUGGAGUACCACAAAGGUGACGGCAUCGUUCCCCUGCUGCCUAGGGUCACAAACCCGACCCUGGUUGUCACCGCCUCUGAGGACAUCACCAACCCGCCCUCCAACCAGGGGCCGAUUGUGGCGGGAAUUCCAGGGUCGGUUCUGGUGACGUUCCCUGGCUGCGGCCACCUGGCGCUCUUUCAGGAGGUGGACACAUUUGUGGGCCUGGUCAAUAAUUUUACCGCGGCUGCAGGGGCUUUCACUCCCCAGCCAGACCAGUUCUACACCUGCGGCGCUGACGAUGUCAUGCUGCAGACCAGAAAUCUCAGAUAA